UGUUUAUGUUCUUCAGGGUGUUUGCUUUAGGAUGACGCGGAUUAGAGAAAACAAAACAAAACAGGCCGUUUAAAUGACAAACCCAAACACUGUCGUGUCUAAACUCCUCGUUUAGCUUUUGACAGGUGUAUUUGACGCUUUAGCAGGUUUUCAUUUGUCUGUGCUGUUGGUUGAGGUUUAGCCGAUAAGCCUCGAGUGUAGAAUUAACGGUGUCUGAUACCGGUGUCUAAUCUCCGUCACUCGGACACAUCCGUGCUGUGGUCAGUAACAAACACUCUAGUGUGACAAAAAAAGGAUGGCUGAACCACCCCAGUCAUGUGACUGUUUUGUAUCUCUGCCACCUGGUUCUAAAUUCGACCAUGUGAUAUUUGGUAAGAAUUCGGAUCGACCAAGGGAUGAGGUGCAGGAAGUGGUUUACUACCCUGCUGUCUCCCACGGCCCUGGCGCCACAGUGGAGUGCACAUACAUCUCAAUCCCUCAAGUGGAACAGACGCAUGCGGUAGUGCUGAGCAGACCCGCCUGGCUGUGGGGGGCUGAGAUGGGAGCCAACGAACACGGCGUGUGUAUUGGGAAUGAGGCCGUGUGGACCCGUGAACCUGUAAAUCAGGAGGAUGCGCUGCUCGGUAUGGACUUGGUUCGUUUGGCUCUGGAGCGUGGUGACACUGCGUGGGCUGCUCUGCGUGUGAUCACGGAGCUGCUACAACAGUAUGGUCAGGGUGGAGCAUGCAGAGAGGAUCCUGAACACUUCAGCUACCAGAAUACCUUCCUGCUGGCUGAUCGCCAAGAAGCCUGGGUCCUCGAGACUGCUGGGAAACUCUGGGCUGCUCAGAAAAUCACAGAGGGAGUGAAGAACAUCUCCAACCAGCUGACGAUAGGCACGGAGAUCUCUGCGGAGCAUCCGGAGCUGCGCAGUAGCGCUCAGUCUCAGGGCUGGUGGAACGGAGAGGAUGAGUUUAGCUUCACGGCGGCGUUUAGCCCAGACGACCCCCCUGCUAGAAUGGAACUGGCCAAGCAGCGUUAUAAAGGCGGCACGGCACUGCUUCAGGAACACAAUGGCUCUGUGACAGCAGAGGUGAUGAUGAGCAUCCUGAGGGACAAGCCCAGCGGCAUCUGCAUGGAUUCAGCAGGUUUCCGCACCACAGGCAGCAUGGUUUCCAUCCUCUCACGAGAUCCCAGCAUGCCCUGCGUUCACUUCUUCACUGCCACCCCAGAUCCCUCCAGGUCUGUUUUCAAGCCAUUCAUCUUCUCGGAGAGCAUUCGCCCCGUUACUAUGGUGAUAUCUCCACAGUAUGGUUCAGAUGAUCCUGUGAAGACCCUGCCUCGAUUCCAGCGUCAGGUGGACAGGAAGCACGAGCUUUACCGUGCUCACCAGGCUGCUGUGGAGGCCAAUCCGGAUGGAGUGUCUCUACAGGAGACUAUGCGCUUCUUAGAGUCCCAGUGUCUGCAGGAGAUUGAAGCCAUGCUCAGGGGGGAGGUGGAGGGCCAGGAGCUCGGCGAUCUCUUCUUCGACUGCGUGGACACAGAAAUAAAGUUCUACCAGUGAGGCAGAGCAGUUGUCGUGUGAAUGUCGCUAGUGCUUGCUGAUCUGCUCCGGAGAGGGACGGGACCGGCCUGUCUGCUCCGAUACACCUCACUUAGCUCUCCCGUUGCAAUGCAACACAUCGUGAUGUCCGUUAACAUGCCAUUACAUUAAGUGUAACUGUAUAAAACAGGUACUAGAUGUUCAUGCCCCAUAAUCAUGUGUAAUUGUCGCACCAGGCGGUCAUGUACUAUACGCACCACAUUAAUGAGUAAGUGAUAGAUUACUAAGGUGUGUGUGUAGAGAAUAGAGUAUGUGAGAAAAGAAUAGCGGAGACGAACCAUGAUCAUUUCUGUGCACGUUCACGAGGGUUCGGCUGCCUGGCUGGUCCUCGGAGGAGAAUGUGAAUAAAGAUAACAACUUUACACUGGA
This is a messenger RNA of Ictalurus punctatus (channel catfish), 1951 nucleotides long. It is a transcript of the gene scrn2, whose product is annotated as secernin 2. The coding region runs from base 296 to 1543 and encodes 415 amino acids. Gene Ontology annotation, biological process: proteolysis. The record is from RefSeq and is a predicted model, not a curated record. Gene Ontology annotation, molecular function: cysteine-type exopeptidase activity; dipeptidase activity. NCBI's taxonomy places the organism in Eukaryota, Metazoa, Chordata, Actinopteri, Siluriformes, Ictaluridae. The transcript is spliced from 9 exons.